CAAUCUUGCAGUGCGAGCCGUGCCGAUGACGGAGGUGGGAGCGAUAGCUGAGGCGAGAGGUAGGACGAUGCUCCCAGGCAGGCUUCCGGCUGAGCUGAAUCGACAAGUUAAGUAGGCUAAUUACCCUGCCUCUGUUGGCCUCAGCCUUGCUCCUCUUCCCAAAGCCCCUCAAUUUGAUCAAAGCUCCCUACACCCACUAUCAGCAAGCAUUCCACCAUCAAGCUUGCCAUCAUGACUAUCUCCCACUACGGCGUCUGGAUCGGCCAGCCCACCCGCUACGAGGCUCAGACCGACGCCGAGGAUCCCAAGUCUCCCCACAUCUACCUCUACUUCAAAGACGACACUUCUUCCCGAAAGCAGCUCGAGGCCGCCAUCAACGUUAAGUCCACCGAUAAGGAUAGUCGCCUCGUCUACUGGUUCGACCGCAACUUCACCCACGCCAUCACCGAGCAGCUCGACAGCCUGGACCAGGGCUUCCACCUCCUCAGCAGCUCCGUGAACAGCCAGUCUCGCCGGCGCCACGAGACCACGGCGAGCAUCCAGGGGCUGGACUUUGUCCGCACCGAGGGGCUGGUGGACAUCGAUGCUGGCACGGUCCUCGGGGCGGACGGUGACCAAGACAUCCUCGAUCAGGUGGACCCCAUCCUGACGGACGCGAUCAACCAGAAGGCGACCAUCUACAUCUUCGGCUCCUCUUAUGGCUCGGGGAUCCAUGAUAUCCACAUGAAUCAGGGCAGCCAAGGCUACACGAAUGGGAUCUAUGAAGACGGGGCGUUGCUGUUCAAGUUCGCUGAUGGGCAUUGGGAGGCGAUCUUCUUGGCCUUCGCGUCUCAGAAAAUCCCCACGGAUGACAAUGGUGAGCCCGAGAGUGAUAGCCAGUCGUUGGCUACGAUUUUGGGUCAGUAGGCGCGGGGCUGGUUGCGGGAUGAGGGGCAAUGGGGUGAGACGUGUGUCACAUCGCCGAUUGAUUCGAUAGGUUGAUCAUGCG
Messenger RNA from Aspergillus brunneoviolaceus CBS 621.78, 988 nucleotides. Its product is annotated as YukJ family protein. The record is from RefSeq and is a predicted model, not a curated record. Lineage: Eukaryota; Fungi; Ascomycota; Eurotiomycetes; Eurotiales; Aspergillaceae. The transcript has a single exon. The coding region runs from base 232 to 906 and encodes 224 amino acids.